Messenger RNA from Chrysochloris asiatica (Cape golden mole), 1379 nucleotides. It is a transcript of the gene KCNN4, whose product is annotated as potassium intermediate/small conductance calcium-activated channel, subfamily N, member 4. The transcript is spliced from 8 exons. Gene Ontology annotation, cellular component: plasma membrane; neuronal cell body; neuron projection. NCBI's taxonomy places the organism in Eukaryota, Metazoa, Chordata, Mammalia, Afrosoricida, Chrysochloridae. The coding region runs from base 92 to 1375 and encodes 427 amino acids. The record is from RefSeq and is a predicted model, not a curated record. Gene Ontology annotation, molecular function: small conductance calcium-activated potassium channel activity; calmodulin binding; intermediate conductance calcium-activated potassium channel activity. Gene Ontology annotation, biological process: potassium ion transmembrane transport.
CAACCUGCAAGGCACAGUGGCUGCCCUUUGUGUGCUGCGAGGUGGGGGGACCUGGGCGGGAAACUGGCUGAGCCCCAAGACUCCGGGGGCCAUGGCCGGGGAGCUGGUGCCGGGCCUGGGGGUCCUGCGGCGCCGAAAGCGCCUGCUGGAGCAGGAGAAGUGGCUGGCAGGCUGGGCGCUAGUGCUGGCGGGAAUUGGCAUCGGACUCAUGGUGUUGCACGCUGAGAUGCUGUGGUUCGGAAGCUGCCGGUGUGCGCUCUACCUGUUCCUGGUUAAAUGUAUGAUCAGCACGUCUACCUUCUUACUCCUUUGCCUUAUCGUGGCCUUUCACGCCAAAGAGGUCCAGCUGUUCAUGACCGACAACGGGCUCCGGGACUGGCGCGUGGCGGUGACAGGGCGGCAGGUGGCGCAGAUCGUGCUGGAGCUGGCGGUGUGCGGGCUGCACCCGGCGCCCGUGCGGGGACCGUCGUGCGCGCAGGGCGCGGGCGCGCUGCGCGGGACGGUGCAGACCUGUCCGGGUUUUCUGGACCAAGAGGAGGCGCUGUUGUCGUUGGCCAUGCUUCUACGCCUCUACCUGGUGCCCCGCGCCGUGCUUCUGCGGAGCGGCGUCCUGCUCAACGCGUCCUACCGCAGCAUCGGUGCCCUCAACCAAGUCCGCUUUCGCCACUGGUUCGUGGCCAAACUGUACAUGAACACGCAUCCCGGUCGCCUGCUGCUGGGCCUCACGCUGGGCCUCUGGCUCACCACCGCCUGGGUACUGUCGGUGGCGGAAAGACAGGCCGUUAAUGCCACCAGCCACCUUUUGGACACUUUGUGGCUGAUCCCCAUCACAUUUCUGACCAUCGGUUAUGGGGACGUGGUGCCAGGCACCAUGUGGGGCAAGAUUGUCUGCCUUUGCACUGGGAUCAUGGGCGUCUGCUGCACAGCCUUGCUGGUGGCCGUGGUGGCCCGGAAGCUGGAGUUUAACAAAGCAGAGAAACACGUGCACAACUUCAUGUUGGACAUCCAGUACUCCAAAGAGAUGAAGGAGUCGGCUGCCCGAGUGCUGCAGGAGGCCUGGAUGUUCCGCAAACACACACGAAGGAAGGACUCCGGUGCUGCGCGGAGGCAUCAGCGCAGGCUGCUGGCCGCCAUCAGCACAUUCCGCCAGGUGCGGCUGAAACACCGGAAGCUCCGGGAACAAGUGAACUCCAUGGUGGACAUCUCUAAGAUGCACAUGAUCCUGUGUGACUUGCAGUUGGGGCUGAACACCUCACACCAAGCCUUGGAGAAGCGCAUCGAGGCACUGGCAGGAAAAUUAGACAACCUGACUGAGCUGCUCAGCACAGCCCUGGGGCCCCAGCAGCUUCCAGAAUCCUGCCAGGAGGCCACGUAGCUGG